CAUCUGCCGCCUUUCCGUGGCGAAAGGGGCCCUUGGGCGCGCGAGCGUUUCCGGGGCAGCGUCUUCACCGUCAUGCUCGGCGUCUGCGUCGUGAUCGCCAUCAUCAUGACAACGCUCCGCGCCUUCACCUGCGACGACCUCUUCCGAUUCAACAACAUCAAUCUGGACCCGCUGACCGAGACCUACGGGAUUCCCUUCUACUUGCAGUACCUCGCCCACUGGCCCGAGUAUUUCAUCGUCGCCGAGGCUCCCGGCGGGGAGCUGAUGGGUUACAUCAUGGGCAAAGCCGAAGGCUCUGUGGCUAGGGAAGAAUGGCAUGGACACGUUACUGCUCUCUCUGUUGCACCAGAAUUUCGACGGCUGGGUUUGGCUGCUAAAUUAAUGGAGCUCCUGGAAGAAAUUUCAGAAAAAAAGGGUGGAUUUUUUGUCGAUCUCUUUGUGAGAGUAUCAAAUCAGGUUGCUGUAAAUAUGUAUAAGCAACUAGGCUACAGUGUGUACCGGACAGUCUUAGAGUACUACUCAGCUAGUAGUGGGGAGCCAGAUGAAGAUGCUUAUGAUAUGAGAAAAGCUCUUUCCAGAGAUACAGAGAAGAAAUCAGUUAUACCUCUGCCUCAUCCUGUGAGACCAGAAGACAUUGAGUAACUUUAAGCUGUGGUUCUCAUGCAAUUUACCAAGGGUCAGGUUCCAUCUUCUAUAACCCCCAACAACUUAUGCAUAAGAAGUUUUAGGCCAAAUGUUUUUCCCAUAAAAUACUUAAAAGCAAUGUUGAGAAGCUGACUAACACUGCUUCUUUUGGUAAUGCCUCUAUACUGCCGCACUUACUCAAUUUUUCCUUUCACAUGUUGGAGAGUUGGAGACUAUUAAAAUGGAAUUACUUCCUGUA
Haemorhous mexicanus (house finch) is the source of this 883-nucleotide messenger RNA. RefSeq names its product N-alpha-acetyltransferase 20. Lineage: Eukaryota; Metazoa; Chordata; Aves; Passeriformes; Fringillidae. The transcript is spliced from 6 exons. Gene Ontology annotation, cellular component: NatB complex. Gene Ontology annotation, biological process: N-terminal peptidyl-methionine acetylation. Gene Ontology annotation, molecular function: protein-N-terminal amino-acid acetyltransferase activity. The coding region runs from base 73 to 642 and encodes 189 amino acids. The record is from RefSeq and is a predicted model, not a curated record.